This is a messenger RNA of Panicum hallii, 1685 nucleotides long. RefSeq names its product glycerol-3-phosphate 2-O-acyltransferase 6-like. The record is from RefSeq and is a predicted model, not a curated record. Gene Ontology annotation, cellular component: membrane. Lineage: Eukaryota; Viridiplantae; Streptophyta; Magnoliopsida; Poales; Poaceae. Gene Ontology annotation, biological process: cutin biosynthetic process. Gene Ontology annotation, molecular function: phosphatase activity; glycerol-3-phosphate 2-O-acyltransferase activity. The transcript has 2 exons. The coding region runs from base 53 to 1573 and encodes 506 amino acids.
AGACGCCGCCCCAGGCAGCGAGGUAGUCGAGGGCUAUACUGCAGUGCGAUCGAUGACGCGGGGCGGCGGGGAGCCGCCGUUCCCGGCGGUGGACAAGUGCGACGCGUCGCGCCUGGGGCCCGGCUCUACGGUCGCGGCGGACCUCGAGGGCACGCUGCUCCGGUCGCGGAGCGCCUUCCCGUACUACGCGCUCGUCGCCUUCGAGACGGGCGGGGCGCCGCGCCUCGCGCUCCUGCUGCUGCUGGCGCCGCUGGCGGCCGCGCUGUCCCGCCUGGCGUCGCCCGCCUCGGGGGUGCGGGUGCUGGUCUUCGCGGCCACCGCGGGGGCGCGCGUGGCGGACGUCGAGUCUGCGGCACGCGCUGUGCUGCCCAGGUUCUACGCGGUCGACGUGCACCCGGCCGCGUGGCGCGUGUUCGCGGCGUGCGGGGGGAGGCGCCUGGUGCUCACCGCCACGCCGCGGGUCAUGGCGGAGCCGUUCGCGCGGGGCCACCUCGGCGCGGACGGAGUCGCCGGAACCGAGCUCGCGACGUCGCGCGGGCGCGCCACGGGCUGGGUGGACUCGCGCCGGGGCGUGCUCGUCGGCGAGAGGAAGGCCGCGGCGCUGAAGGAGAUGGUCGGCAGCGACGGGCAGAUGCCGGACGUCGGGCUGGGCGAUGGGAGGUCGGAUUACGCCUUCAUGGGCAUGUGCAAGGAGGCCUACCUGAUUCCGCGGACGCCGGUGGACGCCGUGCGCGCGGACAAGCUGCCGAAGCGUAUCGUCUUCCACGACGGCCGCCUCGUGCAGCGCCCGACCCCGCUCGUCGCGCUGCUCACCCUUCUGUGGCUCCCCGUCGGCCUCCUGCUCUCGCUCGUCCGCGUCGCCGCGGGGAUGCUCCUCCCGAUGCGGUGGCUCCACGUCGCCUUCCACGCGCUGGGCGUGCGCGUCGUCGUGCGGGGAGCGCCGCCGCGGCGCCCCGGGGGCCGCACGACGGGCGUGCUCUUCGCCUGCUGCCACCGCACCCUCCUCGACGCGAUCUUCCUCUCCAUCGCGCUCGGCCGCCCCGUGGCCGCCGUCACCUACUCGCUGUCCCGCCUCUCCGAGUUCCUGUCCCCGAUCCGCACCGUGCGGCUCACCCGCGACCGCGCCGCCGACGCGGGCACCAUCAGGGGCGCGCUGUCCGAGGGCGACCUCGUCCUCUGCCCCGAGGGGACCACCUGCCGGGAGCCCUUCCUGCUGCGGUUCUCGGCGCUCUUCGCCGAGCUCACCGACGACAUCGUGCCGGUGGCGAUGGAGUGCCGGAUGAGCAUGUUCCACGGCACGACGGCGAGGGGGUGGAAGGGGAUGGACCCCUUCUUCUUCUUCAUGAACCCGAGCCCGGUGUACACGGUCACGUUCCUGGACAAGCUGCCGUCCGGCCUCACCUGCGGCGGCGGCAAGUCCAGCCACGAGGUGGCCAACUACGUGCAGAGGCUUAUAGCCUCCACGCUCUCGUACGAGUGCACCGGCUUCACCAGGAAGGACAAGUACAGGGAGCUAGCCGACACCGACGGCGUAGUCCCUGUGAACGCCGAGAAGAAGCGCGUUGUUUGGUAGCAGAGACGGACCAGUUACCUAGUACUUCUACGUAGUAUGUUGUAACUUCACAUUGUCUAUAGUUAUUGUGUAAUUACUUCUUCACUUCAGCAAAUAAAAUUGUGCAAUAGUC